AUGGUACAAUUAGAAGAACUACUGACAAUAAAUGAAGAGGAGGAGAAAAUGAUUGAAUUAAAAAUUAAAAAAAUUGAAAUAGAUCAAGAAUUAGAGAAGGAGCAACAAGAAGAAGUGAAGAUCUUUUUGAAACAAGAAA
Acaulospora morrowiae is the source of this 139-nucleotide messenger RNA. The record is from the annotation of a GenBank genome assembly. Lineage: Eukaryota; Fungi; Glomeromycota; Glomeromycetes; Diversisporales; Acaulosporaceae.